AUGCAACUAAAACGGUUGUUGCAGUUGUCGCUGGCAAUAGCGAUUCAGUACUAUUUCGGAAUUGUGAAUGGAUCAGAAGAUGAGGAACGACUGGUUCGCGAUCUGUUUCGCGGUUAUAACAAACUCAUUCGACCGGUACAAAACAUGACGCAGAAGGUGGACGUCCGCUUCGGGUUAGCCUUCGUGCAAUUGAUCAACGUGAACGAGAAAAAUCAGAUCAUGAAGUCAAACGUGUGGUUGCGACUUGUUUGGAGUGACUACCAACUGCAGUGGGAUGAAGCCGAUUACGGUGGUAUCGGUGUACUGCGACUGCCCCCAGACAAGGUCUGGAAGCCGGAUAUCGUUCUGUUUAAUAAUGCCGACGGUAAUUACGAAGUGCGCUAUAAAUCUAACGUGCUAAUCUAUCCGAACGGAGAAGUGCUGUGGGUUCCGCCAGCUAUCUAUCAGAGUUCCUGCACAAUCGACGUAACCUAUUUUCCGUUCGACCAGCAAACCUGCAUCAUGAAGUUCGGCUCGUGGACAUUCAACGGCGAUCAGGUGUCGCUGGCACUGUACAACAACAAGAACUUCGUCGAUCUAUCUGAUUACUGGAAGUCGGGAACGUGGGAUAUCAUUGAGGUUCCGGCCUACCUGAAUGUGUACGAAGGCAAUCCGACCGAAACGGACAUCACAUUCUACAUUAUCAUUCGACGGAAGACCUUGUUCUACACCGUCAACUUGAUCCUGCCAACCGUACUGAUUUCAUUCUUGUGCGUACUUGUGUUCUACCUACCGGCCGAGGCUGGCGAAAAAGUAACCCUAGGUAUUAGUAUUCUGCUGUCACUGGUUGUGUUCCUGUUGCUGGUUUCGAAGAUCCUGCCACCGACCUCGCUUGUACUGCCGCUAAUUGCCAAAUAUUUACUGUUCACUUUUAUCAUGAAUACCGUUUCCAUUCUCGUCACCGUCAUCAUAAUCAAUUGGAACUUCCGUGGUCCUCGUACCCACCGAAUGCCCAUGUGGAUUCGAUCGGUAUUCCUACAUUACCUGCCGGCGAUGCUGUUGAUGAAGCGCCCCCGUAAGACGCGCUUGCGCUGGAUGAUGGAAAUGCCGGGCAUGAGUAUGCCACCGCAGCCGCACACUCAUCCAUCGUACGGUUCCCCAGCUGAAGUUCCGAAACACAUCAGCGCCCUCGGUGCGAAGCAGUCCAAGAUGGACGUUAUGGAACUGUCUGAUCUGCACCAUCCGAACUGUAAGAUGAAUCGAAAGAUGAACAGUGGCGAUCUUGGGCUUGGCGGUGAUCCUUGUCGUCGGGAGAGUGAAAGCUCCGAUUCGAUUCUUCUUUCGCCAGAGGCCAGCAAAGCCACGGAAGCUGUCGAAUUUAUAGCUGAGCAUCUGCGAAACGAAGAUCUGUACAUUCAGACUCGUGAGGACUGGAAGUACGUUGCGAUGGUGAUUGACAGAUUGCAGCUGUAUAUUUUCUUCAUUGUUACCACUGCCGGAACGGUUGGAAUCCUGAUGGAUGCGCCACACAUCUUCGAGUAUGUUGAUCAGGAUCGCAUCAUUGAGAUCUACCGAGGCAAGUAG
Molecule: messenger RNA, 1563 nt
Organism: Sabethes cyaneus
Lineage: Eukaryota; Metazoa; Arthropoda; Insecta; Diptera; Culicidae
Gene: nAChRbeta1
Product: acetylcholine receptor subunit beta-like 1
Exons: 5
Coding region: 1-1563 (520 amino acids)
Biological process (GO): chemical synaptic transmission; regulation of membrane potential; monoatomic ion transmembrane transport
Cellular component (GO): neuron projection; synapse; postsynaptic membrane
Molecular function (GO): acetylcholine-gated monoatomic cation-selective channel activity; transmembrane signaling receptor activity
Source: RefSeq, a predicted model, not a curated record